AUGAAGGGAGAGUGGGUUGGGCUUGGCCCGACCUACGUAAGGCUGGACUAUGCUGAUCCUAGCUUACUCCGGCCUCGGAGAAGAAGAUGGGAUGCUAGGGCCGGUCUAGUUGGCUUGGCCCGAUGGGUUGAAGGCUCACCGAUCCCAACGGGCCUAAUGCACGCAUGGGCAAUGAGGGGAUCAAGUUUUGACAUGCUGGACAUGUAUGUAAUUUAUCCACAUCGAGAAGAUGCUGGUUGUUGGGCAGCAUGCAGAAGCUGGUCUUUCUAUCUUACUGACUUCAAUUCUUCGACAAAUUGGUUCCUUUUAAUGAUCAACCGGUCAGCAGACAG
Molecule: messenger RNA, 332 nt
Organism: Dovyalis caffra
Lineage: Eukaryota; Viridiplantae; Streptophyta; Magnoliopsida; Malpighiales; Salicaceae
Source: the annotation of a GenBank genome assembly